This is a messenger RNA of Vigna angularis (adzuki bean), 1320 nucleotides long. Its product is annotated as guanine nucleotide-binding protein subunit beta-like protein. The record is from RefSeq and is a predicted model, not a curated record. Gene Ontology annotation, cellular component: nuclear pre-replicative complex. NCBI's taxonomy places the organism in Eukaryota, Viridiplantae, Streptophyta, Magnoliopsida, Fabales, Fabaceae. Gene Ontology annotation, molecular function: protein binding. The transcript has a single exon. Bases 1 to 1320 code for a protein of 439 amino acids. Gene Ontology annotation, biological process: rRNA processing; DNA-templated DNA replication.
AUGUCUUCUUCCUCCAAUGAACUCAUCCUCACUAGCUCCCCUGACGGGCCAAUCAUGGUCUACGAGACUGUUAGCCGCACCGCCGUGACACGGUUCUCCAGCAGCCGAUCUCCGUGUCGCGGCCUGACCAUGGUGGGCCGGAGAUUGUUAGCAGCCUCACACGUAUCAUCAGACACGGGUGCAGGCUCCAUGAACAUCUACAAUUGGCACGGUUCUUCUGUGUUUCGUAACUUCCCCGUGCCAGAACCCAUUGCCCCUCUCAUUGCAACACCCGAUGGAGCAUUUCUCUUCGGUGGUGGCAUCUCAGGGAGUGUUAUAUCUCUUUCAGGUUCUUCUGGGGAUGUCAUCAGAUCAACUGUUGUUCACUCAAGUCCAGUUUCCAGUCUUCAUCUGAGCGACGAUGGGUCACUUGUUAUCUCAGGCAGUGAAGAUGGAACAGUUGUUGUUGUCCCUAGCUUCAAGAUCGUUGCCGAGGGUUCCUUGGAGGAGAAUGUGGAAGACUUGAUCUUGCACAAAUGGAAGGCGCAUUCUGAUUCCGUGACUGCUUUCAAGUCUGUGAUGGGUACUUUGGUUUCUUGCUCAUUAGACCGAACAUGCAAGUUUUGGAAUCUGGAAAACUGUGGGGUCCUUAUGCAGACUGUGACAUUACCUUGUUCCGUUUCUGGGGUUGCCGUAGAUUCAUCGGGGUCAACGUUUUACGCUGGUGGUGCAGAUGGGUUUGUUUAUAAGGUUGAAAAUAGAAAAGUAGUGGGUGAUAAGGGUUGUAAGGUGAGAAAAUGGGGUCAAAAGCAUAGUGGGGGGAUUGUGUCAUUGGCUUUGGUGAAGGAAGAGAGGAAUGUGGUGUCUGCUGCAGAAGAUGGGAGUGUGUGGAUGUGGGAUGUUGAGAAAGGAGAAGUUGUGAUGGUUUUUGGGGAUGAAUUGAUAACUAUCAGUGACAUGAUUGUGAUAAAGGGAAAUGGUGGUGGGUUUGGAGUUGGAAAGGGAAAUGAUGUUGCAGUUGGUGAAGAGAAUGGGUCCUUCACUUCUUCUAGGUUAUGUGAUGAAGAGAUUCUUAGGACAAUGAAUCAAAUGAAAGCCCUUGAAGAGGUCAAGGAUGUUGUAUUACAAGACAGGAAAAAGGCCAUUGAAAUGUUGGAAUCUGUGAUUGAAAUGUAUGAGAGACUUUUGAAGCUUAUCCUUAAGGAAGCUACAAAAGCCAUUGAAGAAGAAAAAGAAGAAAUGGAUGAAGAAGACAAAGAUGAUAAACAUGAAGAAGAACACGAGAAAGAUGAUAAACAUGAAGAAGAACAUGAGAAAGAUGAUAAGAAGGAAGGGAACUAG